Messenger RNA from Haemonchus placei, 279 nucleotides. The record is from the annotation of a GenBank genome assembly. Lineage: Eukaryota; Metazoa; Nematoda; Chromadorea; Rhabditida; Trichostrongylidae.
AUGAACACCGCAAUCUUCGUUGCCUACGCACCACAGCUUGUAGCAAUCUUCGUUGCCUACGCACCAACAUCAACUGCGAAGAAGAGUCGGAAGGAUAUGGAUCUGAAGAGGCUCUACAGAGAAGACCAUACUUUUUUCAAGGUCAUCGCUGGCGAUUUCAACGCCAAGAUUGACUCCAGAGGAACGGCCGAAGAAGUCUACGUCGGAACUCACGGAAUGGAAUGGCAUGAGCAAUGCGAAAGCUUGUCCCAAUUCAUUAUGUUGACCCACAUCACCUAA